GCCCAGAGCUCCUGAAUCCCAGGCAUGAAUGAGUAGGCGCGUCGCCUGUGAUUUUGAGCUUCCACUGUUGUUGGAUAUACCUCCUCCAGGCCCUGUACCCAACGUCGCUCAUUUCCACGCGGCGUCUUCUCUGUGUUCGUUGCAUUUGUGUAUGUGGUACAUGUUCUUUGCGAAUAGCUCCGGCAACACGAAAUUAUAUACUGGUUGAGCAGUUUGGGAUAGUGACAACUAUAGGCCACUCGAUCAUUACACAGGUUGCUAGUGCCGAAUACGGGCACAAACAAGCAAAUACAGGCAUACGACCGAUCCCGGAGGGUCAACCAGAGAAUAAGAUACGAGAACUCGAUCGCGAGGGCGAAGGCGAAAAGGGAGAGCUGUAGUGGGCGAGGUGGCCUAGACGUCGACCACGAUGACGGAUUCCCUACAUAACGCACCCAUCGUACUCGACAAUGGCUCUGGUACCAUCAGGGCUGGCUUUGCCGGCGACGAUCUACCAAAAUGCUACUUCCCUUCGUUCGUAGGACGUCCCAAGCAUAUGCGUGUCCUCGCCGGCGCCUUGGAGGGUGAGGUGUUCAUUGGCCAGAAAGCUGCCACCGAGUAUAGGGGGCUGUUGAAGAUACGGUAUCCCUUAGAACAUGGUAUAGUCACAGACUGGGACGACAUGGAGAAGAUAUGGGAGUAUGUGUACAGCGAAGGUCUGAAGACAAUGAGCGAAGAACAUCCUGUUCUCCUGACCGAACCACCACUGAAUCCUCGAGCAAAUCGUGAUAUGGCUGCCCAGAUCCUAUUCGAAACAUUUAACGUACCUGCGCUGUAUACAUCAAUCCAAGCCGUCCUUUCUCUAUACGCAAGUGGUCGAACUACAGGCUGUGUUAUGGAUUCUGGUGACGGUGUCUCUCACGCAGUACCUGUAUACGAAGGUUUCGCAAUUCCAAGCUCAAUACAACGCAUCGAUGUUGCCGGCCGCGACGUAACAGAAUACUUACAGACCUUACUACGGAAGAGUGGUUACAUCUUCCAUACAAGUGCGGAGAAGGAGGUAGUGCGGCUGAUCAAGGAAUCCGUCUCAUACGUGGCGUUGAACCCGAAACAAGAAGAGAAGGACUGGGCAAGCACCAAAUUAGACCAGGGGAAGACAGCCGAAUACGUCCUUCCCGACGGGAAUCGCCUACGUGUCGGCCAGGAGCGUUUCCGCGCCCCAGAGAUUCUCUUCGACCCCGAAAUCAUUGGCCUCGAGUACCCCGGCAUCCAUCAGAUAGUAACGGAUGCGAUCAACCGGACGGAUCUCGACCUGCGCAAAUCACUCUACGCCAACAUCGUGCUCUCAGGCGGGAGCACGCUCACAAAGGGGUUCGGUGACCGGCUGCUGAGCGAAGUGAAGAAACUCGCUGUUAAAGACAUGCGCAUCAAGAUUUUCGCCCCGCCCGAGCGCAAAUAUUCGACUUGGAUCGGUGGCAGCAUCUUGGCUGGGUUAAGCACAUUUAGAAAGAUGUGGGUCAGCAUCGAUGACUGGCACGAGGAUCCUGAUAUCAUCCACAAGAAACUUACGUAGACGAGCUAUUUUCACGAAAAAAAUGCAAAUCCGAACAGAAAGAGACAAAUUUCGGAAUCCCUAAAAAGGAGGCUAGGAAUCUCAAAACCACUAGAUCCGCGCUUCUCACGUCCCCCAAACGGAACAGCUUCAUUUACCCUAGACACCUCAUCAUGUCUUGUUACGCGGCUGUAUCCCGCAUGUAGUAAGAAAGCCUGGAAAUUAUGUACAAGUGGCAUGAGCAAACAAUUUUUUCUCCUUGGUGGAAAGCAGAUGACAUCUUCCUAGAAUGGCGCAGGCGGGUUGGGAGGGCGGAGAUGUCGAAAUAGUACACGGAGGACGGAUAACAUAGGGUGAAGAAAGAGAGCGAGAAUCAUCGUAGGUAGAUGAAUGAUACCCAUUUGUUGAGCGUGA
This is a messenger RNA of Xylaria bambusicola, 1945 nucleotides long. Its product is annotated as actin-related protein, ARP1 class. The transcript has 3 exons. Lineage: Eukaryota; Fungi; Ascomycota; Sordariomycetes; Xylariales; Xylariaceae. The coding region runs from base 410 to 1552 and encodes 380 amino acids. The record is from RefSeq and is a predicted model, not a curated record.